Messenger RNA from Drosophila kikkawai, 2806 nucleotides. It is a transcript of the gene Rrp6, whose product is annotated as exosome component Rrp6. The record is from RefSeq and is a predicted model, not a curated record. Gene Ontology annotation, cellular component: nucleolus; nuclear exosome (RNase complex). Gene Ontology annotation, molecular function: single-stranded RNA binding; 3'-5'-RNA exonuclease activity; nucleotide binding. Gene Ontology annotation, biological process: exonucleolytic trimming to generate mature 3'-end of 5.8S rRNA from tricistronic rRNA transcript (SSU-rRNA, 5.8S rRNA, LSU-rRNA); poly(A)-dependent snoRNA 3'-end processing; nuclear polyadenylation-dependent rRNA catabolic process. Lineage: Eukaryota; Metazoa; Arthropoda; Insecta; Diptera; Drosophilidae.
AUAAAAAAAAUGCCGCGUCCGCCGAAAAGAAAUAACACAGAGAAUGAGGCGGAGACAGCUAAGCAGGAGCAGCCGCGGGACCACUCGGAGGACGUUGCGGAUUUCACAAACCAAGCCUUCAAGAAUGUGGUGGCCGCCACCCGGGCAGCGAAUGCCUUUCCCCAGGGCACCGCUCGCUCUCUGUAUCUCAGCUAUCCGGGCUUCGCACGUGUCAUGGACAACCUGUCGCAGCGCGUGGUGGGAUUGAUCGGCAACGUACUGCAUGCCAAGGAGGUCAAGGGCGACAUCAGCAAACGCCAACUGGAUGAGCAGUUUGAGCUGGUGCAGGAGUGCAAUGACAUGCUUCUUGAGCGCAUUAACACAAACCUGGACAUUAAGAGCGGCCUGCGCAGGAACCCCCAGCAAGUGGUUGAGGCUCAGGUGGAUGUCAUGAGCAGCAACUCCUCGUCAGCAGAGCAAUCUACAGGUAGCUCUUCUCAAGCCCCGGAGACACCGAAGGCGGGUAGCUGGAAUAGAACGACACCACAGCGAAGCAUGGUUUCCGCACGCCUUUUCACGGCCAAAAAUAUUGUGCGCCCACAGAUGCAGUUUAAGGAACCAGUGGACAACAGUGCACAGAAUCCCUUUUGCCCACGGCUCAAGGAGAAGCCCAACUCGCUGAAACCGCUGGCUCUGUUGGCCGAAUACGACGAAAUCGGCAAUAUCCAGUCCUAUCUGCACCCGUACGAGUUCGAGCUGCUGAAAUUUGAACCCCCGGUGGAUCAGCUGCAAAAGCAGAAGCCACUAUUGCCAUCCCUGAUGGCCGACACCGAGCUGAUGCUGGUGGACACGGUGGAUAAGUUAAAAACGGCAUUGGAGGAGCUGAGGCAGGCCCCGCAGAUUGCGAUCGAUGUGGAGCACCACUCGUACCGCACGUUCAUGGGCAUCACUUGCCUUGUCCAAAUGUCCACACGCUCCAAGGAUUAUAUUUUUGAUACUCUUACACUGCGUGAUGAGAUGCACAUACUGAAUCUGGUGCUGACAGAUCCCAAGAAGCUAAAGAUCCUGCACGGCGCCGACUUGGAUAUUGAGUGGCUGCAGCGUGACCUGUCCUUGUAUAUUGUCAACAUGUUUGACACGCACCGGGCAGCCAAAGCCCUGAAUAUGGCCAGGUUGUCGUUGGCCUUUCUGUUGAAACACUAUCUGGAUCUGGACGUGGACAAGAGCCUGCAGCUGGCCGAUUGGCGGAUGCGACCGCUGCCGCAGCAGCUGGUCGACUAUGCCCGCCAGGACACCCACUUCCUUAUUUACGUUUACGAACGGAUGACCAACGAUCUUCUGCAGCAGCAGACUGAGCCGGGUCUGCUAAAUACUGUAUAUCAAAUGAGCACGGAUGUGUGCAAGAAGCGCUACAGCAAGCCCCAUAUCGGUCCGGAAUCUCACCUGGACUUGGUGCGAAAGACGAAGCGUUCAUUUGAUAAUCGACAGCUUUACGCUCUUCGCGGGAUCUUUGAGUGGCGAGAUGCGACGGCGCGGUCCGAGGACGAGAGCUAUGGCUAUGUCUUGCCCAAUCACAUGAUGCUCCAGAUCGCGGAGAGCUUACCGCGCGAGAUGCAGGGCAUCCUGGCCUGCUGCAAUCCCAUUCCGCCGCUGGUGCGGCAGCAGCUGCACGCGCUCCAUCAGAUCGUUCUGAAGGCACGCGAACAGCCGCUGAUUAAACCUACUUUGGAGGCCCGCAGCAGCACACAGGCAUCUUUGCCGCCCUCGACCAAAGAUUUCAGCAGCAAACUCUACUGUCCACACGACUUUUCGCAUCAGGAGGAGGCUCGUGACGACCUACCAACGCUGUUGAAGCGCAGCGCUACGGGGAAACUUCAGCUGCACCGACAAAAGAGUAUCAAAGAGAAUCUAUUGAAACCACCGGCAAUGGCUCUGUUCGACAAGCCACCCAAACCCACCCAAGAGGAGGAACUUCGUUGGGCCCAUCUGCGUAAGGAGAGCCAGAUGCUACGCAUGCCCUACAAGCGUUACUUGGCCAUCCUGCCAUUAAUGGAGCAGCUAAAGGCCGAUCAGAUGGCCCGGGAGCGUAGUGAACAGCUCAAUAGGCGUCUUUGUCCGGCAGAACCAGCGGCUGCGCAAAAUAUCAAGCUAGAAGCGACACCUGCCUCCAAAGCAGAUGAGGAGGAUGCCAUUUACUCCUUGCCCCUCAAGGAGCAACUGAAGCGAAAGCACCAAACAAGUCGAAAACCAGACUCAACGGAUCAGCAGCCAACCACCAGCAAGAGAGCACGAAAGGAUGAGAAUACGCAUCCCAUCAAACCAGAACCUGCUGCUUCAAUUCCCGUCGAUAGCGAUGACGAGGUCGUGGAGACGCCCAUUGAAAGGCAACCCACGGAGCAGCCACAAGCGCCGUCUAGAAAAGAUAUUCGAAAACAGAAGCGCAGGCAAAUUCAGCGAAAGAAUCGAUCAUUUCAUCCUCAAAGCUCCAGCCAGCAGGUGCCGCAGCCCAAGACUAAGGUCGAAGGCGGCAACUUUGACUACAAGAAUGUGGACUUCCGGCAGUUUAAGGGCGGAGCCCAAAGAGCCCGCGGCACAGAGAUCAAGCAGCAAAUGCGCGGAAUGAACCGCCCCAACAAUCGCAAUAAUAAGCAGUUUAACAAGCUUUUUACAUUUAGCAAUGUAAAGACGGAGGGCAAGAAAUAAACUGUAACUGUGACUAGUUAUCCAUAAGGGUAAUGUGAAUUCAAUAGUGCACUUGAUUUGAAGUUUAUUUUGAAUUUUGUACACGUUUUUCGUUACAAAAAUAUAUUCUUAAAUUUGGAAAAUA